AUGGAGCGGUGGCGCGUCGAGCCGCCCAAACCGGCGGCGCCGUGGAAGCGGAAGGACCGAGUAGCGCCGGUCGCCGACGCCGACGCGACGCUGCACGAUGUCCUGGCGCACUACGCAGCGCGCUUACCGCACGACGCGAGGUCCACCGAAAGCCGCGUCGAUUCGCUCUGCGCGCAGUUUGUACAGCCACUGAACGGUGGACUCCCAGCGCAGCUCAGCACGGCGCUCGCAUUGGAGUUGGCCACGACGAUGCUGCGAAGAGCGCUGCCCGCGUCCUCGCCACUCGCCGACGUCGUGACGCAGACGCUGCUCCACGCCGUGUACAGAGACUACGACCCGCAAAAAGACCUGCUCGACAACUGUCGGUUCGCCGACUCCUCCGCGAUAGAUGCGGCGCCCGAGGUCGACGACGACCCGCCUACCAAGCAAGUCGACUACGAGGCGCUCGCCAAGCUCUGGAAUAACCUCGUGGCCGACGAUCGCGGUGGCGACGCUGGUGUCGCGUGCCUCGUGGGAUGCAUUCAAACGCUACCCGACACCCACCAGCGCAAUAUCGUCGACCGCGUCGUCGCCGAGCUGCGCCCUGUCGCUCCCGACCCGUGUCUCGAGCGUAACGAGACGACGAGGAGGAUACGAGUCGACCAAGAAAACGGCCAAGUCGUCGACGACAUUGACGGCAAUGACGACGAUGACGACAACGACGACGAUGACGACGAAGCGUUCUUUGAGCAGUUGGUGGACGACCUGCGCGAGAUCUACAACCUCCUGGACGCCUACGACCCCCGUGCCCAGCGCAGCGCGCGCUACAAGCUCCACGUACUUUUGUCUGGCACGCUUGGCGCGCCGCCCGACGAGCCCGGAAUACGAGACGCGCGGGAGCGAAUGGCGCAGCUCGUCGGCGAUCUCGACGCGGAGACGCGUGUGCGUUUGCUCUUAUUGUAAUAGCUCCUAUUUAUUAUGACGACGCC
Molecule: messenger RNA, 968 nt
Organism: Saprolegnia parasitica CBS 223.65
Lineage: Eukaryota; Oomycota; Saprolegniomycetes; Saprolegniales; Saprolegniaceae
Exons: 3
Coding region: 1-942 (313 amino acids)
Source: RefSeq, a predicted model, not a curated record